Messenger RNA from Phragmites australis (common reed), 1582 nucleotides. Its product is annotated as purple acid phosphatase 3-like. Gene Ontology annotation, molecular function: acid phosphatase activity; ferric iron binding; ferrous iron binding. The record is from RefSeq and is a predicted model, not a curated record. The coding region runs from base 155 to 1180 and encodes 341 amino acids. NCBI's taxonomy places the organism in Eukaryota, Viridiplantae, Streptophyta, Magnoliopsida, Poales, Poaceae. The transcript is spliced from 7 exons.
CGCCACCCAUCGGUUGCCCAUUGCCCCAACGUUACCCUUUUCCCAUCCACGACUCUGCAAGAUUCUUGCAAGACACCUAGCCCGGUGACUUCGCCGUCGCGUACUACCUGAUACCGGCCGGUGCCAGCCCGGUUCUUGCUUCGAGUGUGGGCUUAUGGCGAAGGGCAGAGCUGCCACAGCGGCUGUGGUCCUCGCCCUCCUGGCCGUAGGUGCGCUCCUGUGCGCUCCGGCCGCGGCCGAGUUGCCCCGGCUGGAGCACCCGGCCAAGAACGACGGGUCGCUGAGCCUGCUCGUCGUCGGGGACUGGGGCCGCAAGGGGACGUACAACCAGUCCCGGGUCGCCGAGCAGAUGGGAAGGAUUGGGGAGAAGCUCAACAUCGACUUCGUCGUAUCCACCGGAGACAACUUCUACGAGACCGGCCUGACGGGCGUAGAUGACAAGGCGUUUGAGCAAUCGUUCACAGAUAUCUACACGGCAAAGAGCUUACACAAGCCCUGGUACCUUGUUCUGGGAAAUCAUGACUACAAGGGUAAUGCUCUAGCACAGCUUAGCCCAGUCCUGCGAAAGAUCGACAACAGAUUUAUUUGCAUGAGAUCAUUUAUCGUGAACGCAGAAAUUGUGGAUUUCUUCUUUGUUGACACCACUCCAUUUCAACUUGAGUAUUGGAUUCACCCUAAAGACGAUCAUUAUGACUGGAGAGGAGUAGCACCUCGAGAAAAAUACAUAACCAAUUUGCUGAAGGAUUUGGAUGAGGCAAUGAAGAAAUCAACUGCAAAGUGGAAGAUUGCUGUUGGCCAUCACACCAUGAGGAGUGUUAGUCACCAUGGUGACACCAAGGAGCUUCUGCAACUGCUCCUUCCUAUCCUCGAGGUCAACGGCAUCGACUUCUACAUCAAUGGGCAUGACCACUGCCUGGAACACAUCAGCAGCAGAGACAGUUCAAUCCAAUACUUCACAAGUGGAGGCGGUUCCAGAGCAUGGAGAGGAUUCUUCCAGCCAAAUGAAGAUAGACUCGAGUUCUUUUAUGAUGGGCAAGGGUUCAUGUCCCUCCAGCUACACCAGGGCCAAGCUGACUUCAUCUUUUACGACGUUGAUGGGAAUAUAUUGUACCAGUAUUCCCAGUGGAACUUGAGAAAAACAUACCUCAUCCAGCACCCCAGCUAUGUUGCCGAAGAAUGAGGCAGAUCCAAAUCACCAUUGGAGAAUUAGAUUGGUUCAGCUUUCUGUAUAAAAUUUGAAUGUGAUAUUGUGGUAAGCAGCAGCAGUGGUCAAGAAAGAAAAAAUGCUAGUAUUUAAGGUGGCGUGCGGUUUAUCUGCCAAAUAAACAUACAGUGCCUGUGAACUUUCUACUACUGGAGGAGCAGAGAUGUAGUGUUGCAAGGUCCAUUGUUUCUGAUUUCCGAUUCACAAUAUAUCAGCCACUGGGAACUACUUAUGCAAUAUAUACUUUUUUAGGAAAAAAGGAGAGGCGACUCUAGUAUCUAAGUAGUUAUCUCCACACACUAGCCUCAGGAUUCGACUGUAAGACUACUUUCUACAAAUUCCACAAAUAAAGGGCCAUGUCUCUGUGUUUGUAUGAGA